ACAUGUUCCGCUGUGUCCCUGUAUAGAUGGUUCCGCUGUGUCCCUGUAUAGAUGGUUCCGCUGUGUCCCUGUAUAAAAGGUUCCGCUGUGUUGAGAAUGACAGGCAUACCUGUUUUGGACUAGAGAUUGGAAGUAUUGAAGCAGAAGGGUCAGCAUGACAGCCAGGCAAGCAAUGCAGCCUUCAGAUGUCUCAGAAAAGGACGCCCGGAUGGAAUUGAGAUAAGAGAAUGUUCCGCAAGGGGAAAAAACGACACAGCAGCAGCAGUUCUCAGAGCAGUGAGAUCAGUACGAAGAGUAAGUCUGUAGAUUCCAGUCUUGGUGGCCUUUCCAGAUCCAGCACAGUGGCUAGCCUGGACACAGAUUCUACCAAGAGCUAUGGACAAACCACCGGUAAUUCUGAUCCGUGUGCCGAGUUCAGAGUGAAGUAUGUGGGAUCCAUUGAAAGAGUGCAGCCCGAGGAGAACAAACCUCUACAGGGGCCUUUGGAUCUCAUCAAUUACAUUGAUGUUGCACAGCAAGAUGGAAAACUUCCCUUUGUACCCUCAGAUGAAGACUUCAUCAUGGUUGUCUCAAAAUAUGGUGUUAAAGUAACUACCUCUGAUCAGUAUGAUGUGUUACACAGGCACCCCCUCUAUCUCAUUGUGUCCAUGGUGUGCUACGAUGAUGGACUGGUGGCAGGAAAGAGCUUGUUGGCCCUGAAGACCAAAGAUGCCAGCGAGGAGCAGUAUAGCCUGUGGGUGUAUCAGUGCAGCACUCUGGAACACGCACAGGCCAUCUGUAAGAUUCUCUCCACAGCCUUUGACUCUGUUCUCACCGAAAAGACUCGAGUGCCAGCAGAAUAAUCCUCUUCUGCGCUCACCAAAUGUGCCUUCUGUCCAGAGACGCCUUCCCACCUUCAUCAAGGCAGAUCCCUACUGAGAAUAUCAGACACAUGUACAUUCUAUAUAUGACAAAGCUUGGUCUGUUACUAUAAUCCAGUAACACCAAUGGACUAAUAACAUGGGAGUAGAAUUGUCAAUACACAUUGACGAAAGGUACACUCACUGCAUGUACGAAUGAAAUCACACAGGUACGAUGGAAGAUCUUUAUCCUGGGAUCAUACCGCCAUUUUAUAUACACAGGGAAUGGACUGUAUGCUCAUUUUGGGAGGCCUUAGACUUUCACUUUUCACAUUUAUAGGUACAUUUUUGCUGCUCUGAUUAUUCUAGUGGACACAGUGUAUUUAUUUAUAUAUUCGUAUUAUAUAUAUAUAUAGUACUGAUAAAAGGUAGAGUUGGAAGGUAUAAUCCAGCAGCAACAGAUAUUUCAGUUAUGAGUGGUUAAAGGAGAGUUACAUCAUCUGCUACCUUUAUUAUAUGUCACAGGCUGCAGUUCAUUGCAAAGGCUUGUGUUUUUUUUUUUUUUUUUUAAAUAA
Molecule: messenger RNA, 1414 nt
Organism: Rana temporaria (common frog)
Lineage: Eukaryota; Metazoa; Chordata; Amphibia; Anura; Ranidae
Gene: ITGB1BP1
Product: integrin subunit beta 1 binding protein 1
Exons: 8
Coding region: 228-842 (204 amino acids)
Biological process (GO): negative regulation of substrate adhesion-dependent cell spreading; negative regulation of focal adhesion assembly
Cellular component (GO): ruffle; cytoskeleton; cell periphery
Molecular function (GO): integrin binding
Source: RefSeq, a predicted model, not a curated record